AUGUUCAAAAAGCAGCUCGAGGGCACGGAACGCGAGCUCUAUGAGAAGAGGAAGCGAUUAAAGACGGCUAUCGAUGCCGGCCGAAACAUUCCUUCUGAUUUGCUGAAGGAGCAGGAGGAGCUGCGUGAGAGGAUGCCUUAUGAUGAUCCCGCCAAGUUUGAACAGAGCAUCGAUGACGAGUACGCGCGUGCCGGCAUCAGAGAUCCGAAGCUUGUCAUCACCACUUCGCGCGAUCCCUCCUCUCGCCUCAACCAGUUCGUCAAGGAGCUGCGUCUGGUGUUCCCCAAUGCACAGAAACUGAACCGCGGUAACUACGUGCUCAAGCAGCUCGUCGAGACGUGCCGAGCCAACGAAGUGACCGACCUCGUGCUGGUGCACGAGCACCGAGGCGAACCCGACGGCCUCGUGGUCUGCCAUCUUCCCUACGGCCCCACGGCCUACUUUGGCAUCAUGAACGCUGUUCUCCGCCACGACCUCAAGGAAAGGAGCACCGUCUCGCAGCAGUUCCCGCACCUCAUCUUCCACAAGUUCGAUUCCAAGCUCGGCGAGAGGACGAUGAAGGUCCUGAAGCACCUGUUCCCCGUGCCCAAGGAGGACGCCCACCGAGUGAUCACCUUUGCCAACGAGAACGACUUCAUCUCGUUCCGGCACCACACAUACAAGAAGGAGGGACACAAGAACGUCGAGCUGACCGAGGUCGGCCCACGAUUCGAACUCAAGCUCUACCAAAUCAAGCUGGGCACCGUCGACAUGACGGAGGCGGACAACGAGUGGGUGCUGAAGCCCUUCAUGUCCAACGCCAAGAGGAAGCAGAACCUCUCCGUGGCCGUGUAG
Acanthamoeba castellanii str. Neff is the source of this 834-nucleotide messenger RNA. Its product is annotated as U3 small nucleolar ribonucleoprotein component, putative. The record is from RefSeq and is a predicted model, not a curated record. Gene Ontology annotation, biological process: rRNA processing. Gene Ontology annotation, molecular function: rRNA primary transcript binding; snoRNA binding. Lineage: Eukaryota; Discosea; Longamoebia; Acanthamoebidae. The transcript is spliced from 5 exons. The coding region runs from base 1 to 834 and encodes 277 amino acids. Gene Ontology annotation, cellular component: nucleolus; Mpp10 complex; small-subunit processome.